UAAAGCCCUAGAAACAUAUGACAAGCAAGGCUGCAUAAAUAAAAGUUCUGGUCUUCACGCACUUGGUGCUACUAUGGGAAGGAAUAUGGAUGGCAGAUUUCUCGUCAUUUGUCUUGAAAAUAUAAUACCAUAUGCAGGUGAGUUUGUAGCAGAUGACCCUCAAAGGAGGCUUGAUCUUGUAAAGCCAAAAUUACCUAAUGGGGAGUGUCCUCCUGGCUUUCUUGGGUUUGCUGUGAAUAUGAUCAAUGUGGACAACACAAACUUAUUUUGUGCCACAGCUAGUGGACAUGGCCUCAGGGAGACUCUAUUUUAUAAUCUCUUCUCUCAUCUUCAAGAAUAUAGAACAAGGCAAGACAUGGUAACUGCUCUUCCUUGUAUAAGUGAAGGAGCUGUUUCUUUGAAUGGAGGGAUGAUUAGGAGUACCAGUGUGUUUUCCCUAGGGGAUCGGGAAGAUGUAGAUGUGAAAUUCCCAAAACCCUUGGUGACAUGAACCCUACCUGAAAAACACAUUGAGGCUGAGAGGUAGGUUGAAGAGGUGAGAUGGAAAAAAGAAAAAAUGCAGGAUGAUAUUCAAAGAGAACAAGCAUUAUUGAAUCAUGCAAAGUUCAAUUUUGAUAGAAAGAAGCAAGAGUUUCUGAAGUUCCUUGCUGAAAGCUCAUCAUAC
Messenger RNA from Quercus lobata, 664 nucleotides. RefSeq names its product protein DEFECTIVE IN MERISTEM SILENCING 3-like. Lineage: Eukaryota; Viridiplantae; Streptophyta; Magnoliopsida; Fagales; Fagaceae. The record is from RefSeq and is a predicted model, not a curated record. The coding region runs from base 74 to 490 and encodes 138 amino acids. The transcript has 3 exons.